AUGCGUGUCUGCAAUUUUCUCAUUCCCAGUAUCGUUCUUGCAGGAGCGGCCGUCGCCGCACCAAGUGAUGCAACUAAACGAGCUUGUAAAGAAAUUUCGAAUGCUCUGCCCAAGCGGCUAUCGUAUCCCCUUAGCCUGCACUACAGCUCUGAGACUUCAGAAUACUGGUCAACACUACUGCGUAGCCAGAAGCCAGCUUGCGUGGUCCUACCCGAAUAUGCUGAAGAGGUUGCCGCAGCAGUCAGAAUACUCAACAAGUAUCCGGAUGUCAAAUUCACCGCAAAGAGUGGUGGACACGAUCCCAACGCCGGACAUGCUACCGUCCAAGAUGGGGUGUUGAUUGCUUUGCGCAAUAUUGCGGGUACGACAUACGACCCGGACACGAAUCUUGCGUAUGUUAAGCCUGGCGGGGAGUGGAACGAUGUGAUAUCGACGUUGCAUAAGCAAGGAGUGACUGCUGUAGGCGGAAGACUUGGUAUUGUCGGUGUAGGAGGAUAUCUUCUGCAAGGUGGUGUUUCAUUUUUGAGUUCUCAAUAUGGACUGGCUGCAGAUAGUAUCGUGGGAUGGGAGAUUGUUGCGGCAAAUGGUUCAAUCAUCAACGUUGAUGCAAGGACCCAACCUGAGCUUGCUGUUGCCCUAAGAGGCAGCGGAAGCCAAUUCGGCAUUGUCACGCAGUUCACUAUUAAUGCUCAUCCCAUUGGCAAAGUCUGGGGAGGCAUUCGCAUAUACGAAUCGACUCAGAAAGAUGCAGUUUUUAAAGCUUUGCACAACUUUGUUCCGAAUGGUCAAGCCGAUCCAAAAGCUGCCAUCAUUGUAACCAAUAUUGUCUCCGCUUUGAAGCCUUUAUCGUUUAUCAUCUUUUACUUUUAUGAUGGAGAGAGCCAUCCUGACAGUGGUCCCCUGGCCGAGUUUCUCAAAAUCCCUUACUUGGUAUCUCAAACGAGCGCACAAUCGUAUCCAGAUCUUCUCAAGUCAAACGGCGCCGGCGCAUCAUUGCUUAAUUCCAGAAUAUCCUUUCGAACUUUUACAAUUCCGUACUUAUCGGGCAACCCGGGUAUAUACAAGAAAAUCUCAGAUAAGAUGGGGGAGCUCACCGCAAAUUACUUCAAGAAUCCACUGCAUCUUACAGCUCAAUGCUCAGUAGACUUUCAGCCUUUGCCAAAAGCCGUAGGCAGGAUGAGUCAAGCAAGUGGUGGAAAUGCCAUGGGACUAACAGACCAAGAUCCUGAUCGCCUGAUUUUAGAGAUUCAGUGUGCAUGGGGCUCGGCUAAGGACGAUGAAACUCUCAUGGGCAUAUCAAGGGACCUGACAUCGUGGCUAGAUACAGUGGUUCCCGAAUGGCUUUCGGAGCAACAGCAGCCACUUGAUACAUAUCUACCACUUUUUAUGAAUGACGCAUCGGCGGAUCAGAAUGUGACUGGAAGCUACAGGAACUAUGAAAAGUUCAAAACACUUCAGUUGCAAUAUGACCCUCAGGGUACUCUUCGCACUCGCACUGGGGGGUUCAAGUAUUAA
This is a messenger RNA of Pochonia chlamydosporia 170, 1515 nucleotides long. RefSeq names its product FAD binding domain-containing protein. Gene Ontology annotation, molecular function: FAD binding. The record is from RefSeq and is a predicted model, not a curated record. The transcript has 6 exons. Lineage: Eukaryota; Fungi; Ascomycota; Sordariomycetes; Hypocreales; Clavicipitaceae. Bases 1 to 1515 code for a protein of 504 amino acids.